AUGUUGUGGCCGCAUAGACAUCUCUUGCCACCCAGACAUGAGCAAGUGCUAGAGUAUCUUGCCGCAUCCUACACUGAAUUCGAAGUUAUCCCACUACCUGAGGAAUGUCUGAUCUUCGAGCGAUGGAGCGAGGACAAAGACAGAAAGCCCAGUGGCUCUUUCGUUGCACUCAACACACCCGAAGAAAGCAUUCGAAUUAGAGAAAGAGCAAUGCCGAAUAAUGGUCGCGGGUUCCAACUCAAUCUGAACGACAUGUUGGAUGCAGCUAUUGCUGUGUUGCCCAGCGAUGCAAUGGCUUUGCUGCUACUCAUGGAUUUCGACAUGUAUGAAGAUGACGAUGAUGAGUUUGGAUGCGGACGUGCGUAUGGUUACAGUCAUGUGUGUAUAGUGUCCAGUUUCCGGUACAACCCUGCUUUCGAUAAGGAUAUUGACCUUGACCGCGAGCAUGUCUGGCCAGCAAGUCAUUGUGCUGCAUACGUGCAAGCGCAGGUGGAUGAGUUCAUCAAGCCUUCUGGGAAGGUACCAAGUCCCAAGAGUAUCAUGCCACCACAACCAUCGAGAGCUCUUGCCAAAGCCAUCCAAGCACAUCGAACCGCGAAUCCUUCUCGAGAAACUCUAUGGCUGGAAAGAGUUUGUCGCACGGCGAGUCACGAACUCGGUCAUUGCUUGGGUAUGGAUCACUGCGUGUACUACGCCUACAUCAUGCAAGGAAGCAACUCCAUCCCCGAAGACCUGUGA
Molecule: messenger RNA, 738 nt
Organism: Aureobasidium melanogenum CBS 110374
Lineage: Eukaryota; Fungi; Ascomycota; Dothideomycetes; Dothideales; Saccotheciaceae
Exons: 1
Coding region: 1-738 (245 amino acids)
Biological process (GO): proteolysis
Molecular function (GO): metallopeptidase activity
Source: RefSeq, a predicted model, not a curated record